AUGCUCCUCCCAGACAUCCUCCUGGCUCGCGCCCCUUCUCUUUCAGGCCCUUCUUCAUCUAGCAACUUCCCUGCCACCAGCCCAGUGCUCCUAAGCCUGCUCAGUUUCAUCCACAGCUCUGUGGCCGUCAGACACGUGUGUGAAGACGAUCUGGCUGAGAAGAGGAGGAGCAACGAAGUCCUGCGUGGGGCCAUCGAGACCUACCAAGAGGUGGCCAGCCUGCCCGAUGUCCCUGCAGACCUGGUGAAGCUGAGUCUGAAGCGGCGGUCAGACAGACAACAGUUUCUAGAAGAGUUAAGUUACAUGGGAGGAAACCUAAGUAACGAAGUCCUGCGUGGGGCCAUCGAGACCUACCAAGAGGUGGCCAGCCUGCCCGAUGUCCCCGCAGACCUGGUGAAGCUGAGUCUGAAGCGGCGGUCAGACAGACAACAGUUUCUAGGUCACAUGAGAGGUUCCCUGCUUACGCUACAGAGAUUAGUUCAACUAUUUCCCAAUGACACAUCCUUAAAGAAUGACCUUGGAGUGGGCUACCUCUUGAUAGGAGACAAUGACAGUGCCAAGAAGGUUUAUGAAGAGGUUCUGAAUGUGACACCUGAUGAUGGCUUUGCUAAAGUACAUUACGGCUUCAUCCUGAAAGCACAGAACAGGAUUGCUGAGAGCAUUCCAUAUUUAAAGGAAGGAAUAGAAUCUGGAGAUCCUGGCACUGAUGAUGGGAGAUUUUAUUUCCACCUGGGGGAUGCCAUGCAGAGAGUUGGAAACAAAGAGGCAUAUAAGUGGUACGAGCUUGGGCACAAAAGAGGACACUUUGCAUCUGUUUGGCAGCGCUCACUCUACAAUGUGAAUGGACUGAAAGCUCAGCCUUGGUGGACCCCAAAAGAAACGGGCUACACAGAAUUAGUAAAGUCUUUAGAAAGAAACUGGAAGUUAAUCCGAGAUGAAGGCCUUGCAGUGAUGGAUAGAGCCAAAGGCCUCUUCCUACCUGAAGAUGAAAACCUGAGGGAGAAGGGUGACUGGAGCCAGUUUACACUGUGGCAGCAAGGAAGGAAAAAUGAAAAUGCCUGUAAAGGAGCUCCUAAAACCUGUACUUUACUAGAAAAGUUCCCUGAGACGACAGGAUGCAGAAGAGGACAGAUCAAAUAUUCCAUCAUGCACCCCGGAACUCAUGUGUGGCCACACACGGGGCCCACAAACUGCAGGCUGCGAAUGCACCUGGGCUUGGUGAUUCCCAGGGAAGGCUGCAAGAUCCGAUGUGCCAACGAGACCAA
This is a messenger RNA of Galeopterus variegatus (Sunda flying lemur), 1265 nucleotides long. Its product is annotated as aspartyl/asparaginyl beta-hydroxylase-like. The record is from RefSeq and is a predicted model, not a curated record. Gene Ontology annotation, biological process: peptidyl-aspartic acid hydroxylation. Gene Ontology annotation, molecular function: peptidyl-aspartic acid 3-dioxygenase activity; protein binding. The annotation marks the transcript as partial. Gene Ontology annotation, cellular component: endoplasmic reticulum. NCBI's taxonomy places the organism in Eukaryota, Metazoa, Chordata, Mammalia, Dermoptera, Cynocephalidae. The transcript has 10 exons.